Crotalus tigris (Tiger rattlesnake) is the source of this 5001-nucleotide messenger RNA. Its product is annotated as DNA excision repair protein ERCC-6-like. Bases 180 to 4598 code for a protein of 1472 amino acids. Gene Ontology annotation, molecular function: ATP-dependent chromatin remodeler activity; DNA translocase activity; ATP binding. The transcript has 2 exons. The record is from RefSeq and is a predicted model, not a curated record. NCBI's taxonomy places the organism in Eukaryota, Metazoa, Chordata, Lepidosauria, Squamata, Viperidae.
CAAGGUGCCGGAGCUCCGCGCUGUGGCUUCCAGCAAGGCGACUUUGGAGGAGGGGGGAAAGGCGAGAUCCCCACCCACCGCCCGGGAUAGGUUGGAUAACCUGGCGCAUUUUAGCGCGCAGAUUUGAAAUUUGAACUCUCCCGGAAGCUGUGUCAUUUUGCGCGCCUUUGGGCAAAACCAUGGCGGGGCUUGCAGAUUUGAACCCGGCGCAAAUAGAAGAGUACCGCAGAUAUGUGUCCCAAGCAAAGCAGGAGGCCAGAAGUGGGAACUUGGAAGCAUCUAUCCAAUUGUUCCAACAGGCUCUUGAAAUCCAUUUCAGUGAAAAGCUGACAGCGAACAUUAAAAAGUUAGAGGAAGCCCUGGCUUCUCUGUCUAUGGACCAGGAGGACGACGAUUUUGUGGAUGUGUGUCAGAGUGGACUCAUGCUGUACGGAGAAAUACACGCUAAGCUUUUUGAUCAUCAGAGGGAAGGGGUUGCUUUUUUGUACAAGUUGUAUCGAGAAGGAAGGAAGGGCGGCAUCCUAGCAGAUGACAUGGGCCUCGGAAAGACCGUUCAGAUCAUCGCGUUCCUCUCUGGGAUGUUUGACGCAGAACUCAUCCGUUCCGUGUUGCUGGUUCUCCCAACCACCCUUCUUAACAACUGGGUGAAAGAGUUUGCCAAGUGGACCCCAGGCCUGCGGGUGAAAGUUUUUCAUGGGACCAGCAAAGCUGAACGCAACAGAUAUCUGGAGCGGAUCCAGAGGAGAAACGGUGUCUUGCUCACAACCUACCAGAUGGUCCUCAACAACUGGCAGCAGCUAUCUAGCUUUGAUGGGAAAGAGUUUGUUUGGGACUAUAUCAUUCUGGAUGAAGCCCAUAAAAUCAAAACUCCGUCUGCCAAAACGACAAAAUCUGUGCACUCCAUUCCUUCCAAAAACCGCAUCCUUCUCACAGGGACCCCAGUUCAAAAUAAUCUGAAAGAACUUUGGGCUCUUUUUGAUUUUGCUUGCCAAGGCUCACUUUUGGGUACCCUCAAAACCUUUAAGAUGGAAUAUGAGAAUCCUAUCACAAAAGCUAGGGAAAAAGAUGCCACUCCUGGAGAGAAAGCUCUGGGACUUAAAAUCUCAGAAAAUCUGAUGUCCAUCAUUAAGCCCUAUUUUCUCAGACGGACUAAAAAUGAGCUCCAGAAGAAGAAGAAGACUGAGUUUCCAAACCAUCUUCCUGAAGACCAAAGUAAAGGUGUUGCUCCUGCCAUGCCUUCUCUUCCUCGAAAGAACGAGUUCAUUGUAUGGGUGUUCUUAGCACCUGUACAAGAGGAAAUAUAUAGAAAAUUUAUAUCUUUGGAUCAUAUCAAGGAGCUGUUGAUGUCUACAAGGUCCCCACUGGCUGAACUGAGUAUUCUGAAGAAGCUCUGUGAUCAUCCAAGGCUCUUGUCAAAUCGAGCAUGUAGUCAACUUGGGCUGGAAGCAUCCAAUUACAGCGAAGAAGACGUUGGUGAAAAUGAUCUUCCAGACAUGAAGAGAAGUAUUGAACAUGUUUCUGAUGAGAUGUUAAUUCAGGAGUCUGGAAAGUUGAGCUUCCUUGUGGCACUGUUGGAAAGACUGCAAGACGAGGGACAUAGAACUCUGGUGUUUUCCCAGUCACGAAAAAUGUUGGACAUUAUAGAGCGCAUCUUAACUCACAGGGGCUUUAAGCUCAUGCGCAUUGAUGGGACAGUGACCCAUUUGUUAGAACGAGAGAAGAGAAUUGGUAUGUUUCAGAAAGAUGGAGACUACUCUGUCUUUCUGCUUACUACUCAAGUUGGUGGGGUCGGUUUAACCUUAACCGCUGCUAGCCGGGUGGUGAUUUUUGAUCCUAGCUGGAAUCCAGCUACAGAUGCUCAAGCUGUGGAUCGAGCUUACAGGAUUGGCCAAAAGGACAAUGUCAUAAUCUACCGGCUAAUCACCUGUGGGACAGUAGAAGAGAAGAUCUAUAGAAGACAAGUCUUCAAGGAUUCCUUAAUACGUCAAAGCAUGGGUGAUAAGAAAAACCCCUAUCGCUAUUUCAGUAGACAAGAGCUAAGAGAGUUGUUCACACUGGAAGACACUCGAAGCUCAGCCACACAGCUACAAUUGCAGUCCUUACAUGCCACCCAAAGAAAAACAGACACUGAGUUGGAUGAACACAUUGCAUAUCUCCAUAUGUUGGAGAUAUUUGGCAUUUCUGACCAUGAUUUGAUAUACACACGUGAGACAGCACAUGAGGACGAAGCUGAAAAUGAAGAAGCCCACAGGUACAUUGAACACAGAGUCCAAAAAGCCCAAGAAUUGGUACGACUAGAAUCUCAGUUGAAUGACCAGCUGAUGAGAAAUAUCAGAAACACGACUGAAGGAGCCUGGCUUAGAGAUAUAGAUUCAUCCACCCAGCCAAAAACAAAACCACCGAAGUCUUCACCAAGUGACACUCUUGGACCAUCCAUGUCUGAAAGUACAAGCCCAAUAGUCGUGGACUCACCCACUCCAUCCAUGAAGAAAUCACCAACUCCUCCUCCAAGUCCUGUUGUUACGCCACCUGUAUAUAGUAGUCCUGUCGUCAAUAAUGAAAUUGUUGAUCUUGUAAGUGAUGAUGACAAUGAUGUUGUUAGUGAUAUGGUCAAUUUGAGCUCUAAAAUGACCAGUCUGAUGAUUGAAGAUGUGGCUGAUGAGGAAAUGGCUCAGAUUAUUUCUAAUAUGGAGGAUAACUCGUCUUCUGAGCAGAAAGAACACCAAUUUCCCAGCCUCCAAGAGUGUGAACUAAAGUCUGGGACAGGUCUUGUGUCCCCUUUUCUGACUCCUUCAGUAUUUAACAAGGUGGACUGCAGUCCUGAAUCCAGGGCAAUCUCUGAGUUACCUGCCAAGGAUACGGAUGAUGAGCAAAUGGUUUUCCAUACAAAUAACACGGAUGUUCUGCAUUCCAAAAAGAAAGACUAUCAAGUAAUUGGACUGCAAACAGAUGAGCAAAAUGAAAGUCUAAAUGUUGUAUCUUCUUUUCCCAAAGCAAUUUCAUUAUCUAUGGAAGACAAUGUCAACUCUGAAUCCAAACGGAUCUCUUGCGAUCCAUCUCCUGAAGCAAGAAGUGAGCUGAAGGAUGUCCAGAUGAAACUGCUGCAGGAGUCAUUUGUGCAUCCUUUUGAUGAUGGCAGGCACCAAAGUGAGACCGAGAUGUCACUUGAUGUUCUUCCAAUCUCUUGUGGAGAUGCAUGUGAAAAAAUGAGCAGUCUGAUGAUUGAAGAUGGGGCUGAUGAGCAAAUGGCUCAGAUUAUUUUUAAUAUGGAGGAUAACUCAUCUUCUGAGCAGAAAGAACACCAAUUUCCCAGCCUCCAAGAAUGUGAAAUAAAGUCUGGGACAAGUCUUAUGUCCCCAUUUCUGACUCCUUCAGUAUCUAACAAGGUGGACUGCAGUCCUGAAUUCAGGGCAAUCUCUGAGUUACCUGCCAAGGAUACGGAUGAUGAGCAAAUGGUUUUCCAUACAAAUAACACAGAUGUUCUGCAUUCCAAAAACAAAGAAUAUCAACUAAGCGAACUGCUAACAGAUGAGCAAGAUGAAAUUCUAAACGUUGUAUCUUCUUUUCCCCAAGCAAUUUCAUUAUCUAUGGAAGACAAUGUCAUCUCUGAAUCCAAACGGAUCUCUUGCGAUCCAUCUCCUGAAGCAAGAAGUGAGCUGAAGGAUGUCCAGAUGAAACUGCUGCAGGAGUCAUUUGUGCAUCCUUCUGAUGAUGGCAGGCACCAAAGUGAGACUGAGAUGUCACUUGAUGUUCUUCCAAUCUCUCGUGGAGAUGCAUCUGAAAUUAAUGCACUAGAUGCUGUGGCACCCCAUGGGACCAGGACUAGCAAAAUGACAAAAAGCAGCACAUUGCAGAAAUCUGGAGCGAGAGAAACCAGGCAGGAUGAAUCUUUUGACAUUUGCUCUCAGUUUCAGAUCAAUUUUAAUCUCACCUUGGAAGAUUCUGAGAACAGACCACAAGCUAUCUCAGAAAAAGACAUGUCAUUGGAGGAGACAGAAGAUGAAGGCUUCCAGCUGCGGUUGGAUAGCUACUGUAGCUCUGCCACUGAGUCUGUUGGGGGAGAACAUGGGCAUCCCAGAAACCCCCAGACUUGCAAUGCUGUAGAGGGCUCUGUGGUCAUGGAUGACGCCAACAGUCCAUGUGAUAGCAGCGACAGUUUUGGGUGGGGGAAAAAGAAGCCUACUGCAAUUAUUGUUUCGGAUGAGGAAGACGAAAAUGAUGAAUUAAUAGAUGACCUGGAUGAGGCCAAAGCAGGUGGAAUUUGUAUGUCUACGCCAAAGACCAACAGGCCAACGGCUGCGGUUUGUUUUUCUCCAAGGAUCAAAUUGAGUGGAAGAAGAUCAACCGCUUCUCGUCGAUCCCUUUUUGAUGUGGUCUUGGAAGAAGUGGAGGGUGCACCCAGAGAAGCAGGGACUGCCAGCGAUGUAUCUAAUGAUAGGUCUGUUCAGCACGAGUUUGAAGAAGAGCUAACCCAAAAUUACACUGAGCAAACGUCAGAAGAAUUGGAAGAGGAGCCAUCAGGAGAAACGCUGGAUUCUGAGAGCGAAUCUAGCCAUCUUCAUGAUACAGACACUUCAAGAGGAGAAUCUUCUCUCUGAAGGAACAGUUACAGGGGAAUCUGAUCCAUCUGGAAAAAAGAAAACUCUAAGUAACUGUGCUUGAGUUGAAUGUUUGUUCUGAAGACUUUUCACUACUGUUGGAUUUUGUUUUGGAGAACCAGCUGCUGAAAAUUAAAUGUAUAAUAUCUUUAGGAAUGUCUUAGCAGACACUUUUAGUUCUUUAUUAUGUUUUGCUGCCUUUCAUUUCAAAGGCAGUUCAAUUUCUAUCAACCCUUUUGUCUUGGGUAUGGCCAAGGUGCUGGAUUUUGGAGAGUCAGUUCUCCUUUAGGUAGCUAAUCUUUCAUUGGGCUGUAUUACUUGAGACUUUUAUUGCAAUGAUGGAGUCUUGUAUUCAAAAAAAAGUUUAAAAAAAAUUAAAAAAUCCUGAUAAUGGAAGACUGAC